This is a messenger RNA of Xylona heveae TC161, 2842 nucleotides long. Its product is annotated as SPX-domain-containing protein. The coding region runs from base 185 to 2611 and encodes 808 amino acids. Gene Ontology annotation, cellular component: fungal-type vacuole membrane; vacuolar transporter chaperone complex. The record is from RefSeq and is a predicted model, not a curated record. The transcript has 4 exons. NCBI's taxonomy places the organism in Eukaryota, Fungi, Ascomycota, Xylonomycetes, Xylonales, Xylonaceae.
UUUCUCUUCUCCCACUUUUUCUAAUAUCUGGGUUUCUGAAUUUUAUAGCAAGUUCAAGUGGUUCUCCAUUGUCUAUUCAAUUCCCGUUCUUGGCUGGCUUGCAGCUUUUAUCUCUAGACCAGACCUCCAAGUUGAGCUUCACGCCAAGUUCGGCUAAGGACUGGUCUCGAAUCGAUCUCCAAAGAUGCGCUUCGGGACGACUCUCCGCGACUCGAUCUACCCACCUUGGGAAUCGCAGUACAUUGAUUAUAAAAAGCUCAAAAACAUCUUGCGCGAGGAUCGCCAGGGGAAAGCCUCUCGAGCGGAUCAGGACGAUGAAGUCGACGAGUGGACAGAGCAGGACGAGGGAACCUUUGUGGAGGAGCUUAUCAACGUCCAGCUCGAAAAGGUCAAUGCAUUCCAAAAUCAGACCUUUGAGCAGCUUCGUGAGCGGGCUGCCAAAUGCGAGACGAGGCUCGAAGCUCUCCUGAGCAAGGGCAAAGAGAAUGGAGAGCCCAAUCCGAGCGAUGAUAAAGUUGACAUGUCGGACAACUCCAAGCAGGAAACACUUCGCGAGAUCAUGGAGGAGCUUGACAACAUUGCCAAAGAGAUAAAUGAGCUUGAAAAAUACAGUCGAAUCAAUUUCACGGGCUUCUUGAAAGCUGCUAAAAAGCAUGACCGGAAACGAGGACAGCGAUACCGAGUGAAGCCGCUUCUGCAGGUGCGGCUGAGUGCUCUUCCUUUCAACUCGGAGAAUUACUCUCCGCUUCUCUACAGACUGUCUGCCAUGUAUUCCUUCGUCCGCCAACAUCUUGAAGGAGAAGUGCCCAAGGAGAGAACUAUGUCCGUGGCCGAAAUUGAUCCCACCAGCUCACGUUACAGCUCUUACAAGUUUUGGGUGCACCCCGACAAUCUUCUGGAAGUGAAAACCUACAUUCUUCGUCGUCUCCCUGUUCUGGUCUAUAACCCGCAGACAUCAAAGGUCGCUGACGGCGCUCGCACCGAUCCGACCAUCACAUCUCUUUACUUCGACAACUCCAAAUUUUCCCUCUACACGCAAAAAGUCGACCGUGCUCCGGACUCGUCGUCUUUGCGCCUACGAUGGUUUGGCCAGCUCGCCGAACAGCCUGAAAUCAUGUUUGAGAAGAAGAUCGCCAAGGAAGGCGACGAGAGUGAAGAAGUCAGAUUUCCCAUCAAGGAAAAAUAUAUUCAGUCAUUCAUCAAGGGUGAUUACAAGAUGGAGAAGUCGGUUCGGAAACUCCAAGAUCGAUCAGGACCAGACAGUAAGGAGAUUCAAGCAUUGGAGAAGAGUGUGGAUGAGAUCCAGAAAGCCAUCAAGGAAAACAAUUUGCAACCCGUUUUGCGCGCCAAUUACACUCGCACUGCCUUCCAGAUCCCGGGAGACGACCGAGUGAGGAUCUCGCUCGACACAGAGCUUGCCCUCAUUCGAGAAGACUCUUUUGAUACUGAUCGUCCGUGCAGAGAUCCAGAGGACUGGCAUCGCAGGGACAUUGACGAUGCUCAGAUGGAGUUCCCCUAUAACAACAUCCGUAAGGGUGAAAUUUCUAGAUUCCCUUAUGCUCUGUUGGACAUCAAAGUCCGGGGAGGCCCGGCAAAGAAGACUCCUGAGUGGGUCUCGGAUCUGAUGUCUUCACACUUGGUCAAGGAGGCACCUCGAUUCUCUAAAUUCGUGCAUGGUGUCGCACAAUUGUUUGAGGACCAAGUCAACAGCUUCCCAUUCUGGCUGGGCGAACUUGAUACGGACAUUCGAAAGGACCCGGCUCAGGCUUUUGAGCAAGAGCAGGAGAAGAAAGCCAAGCGUGCAGAAGACGAGAUUGCUGUAGGGAGCUUCCUUGGCUCCAAGUCCAGCCCCUAUUGGAAGCCAGUCGUUGGCUCGCCAGCCGACAGACAUUUUGACCGGAAACGGAGCGAGAGAGACGAGUUGCUUAAACUUACCGCGACUAGAUCGAGAUCUGUCCCAGGUGAAGUUGGUGAAGUUGGUGAGGAGCGCGAUUCAGACGAUGACGGAAAACAGGCGCCUGAGGCGGCUGCAUCACCCACCUCGCAUGGUCUCGCUUCUCUUUUCCCGUCAUUUUCUACAUCAAAGUACGCGCGGGCGCGCAGAGGAGAGCGCGUUGAGCUUCCUCCAGGCGUGAGACACCCUGGCACAUUCAUCAAAGACUCGGGACCCGUCAAGGUGGAGGCCAAAGUCUGGCUUGCGAAUCAGAGAACCUUCAUCAAAUGGCAGCAUGUAUCUGUGCUGUUGGCAUCACUUUCUCUGGGUCUGUAUAAUGCCGCAGGUGAAUCGAACAAUGUGGCCCGAAUCCUCGCCAUUGUCUACACUCUGAUCGCAGUUUUUGCCGGCGUCUGGGGGUGGGCCAUGUACAUCUAUCGCAGUCGUCUUAUCCAGGAGAGGAGUGGCAAAGACUUUGACAACGUUGUCGGCCCCCUGAUAAUUUGCGUGGGGCUUGCAAUUGCACUCUGCCUCAACUUCGGAUUCAAGUAUCAUGCUGUUAUGGAAGCUCGCAAUGCGCAUGGAGCGAGAAACGAGACGGCUACUCUUGUAGCAGACAUGUUGGCAAAUGGCCAUGGACUUGUCCAGCAGAGACCCGAUGCCGGCACUUCUUACUAAGGUCCUUGAGACUCUCGAGGAAUUAUGGAUGGCUUCCGGUAAGAGCUGCUGUCGAAUUUAUAGAGCGAAGACUGCAAUUGCGAAUUUAUGGCUAUAUGUACGAAUGUUUGUAGAGAAAUACCUGAAAGUCAUCCGCUCCUAGUGCUCUAGGGACGUAAUAUUGUAUAUACCCAACCAAUCAAAGGGGGAAAAUUCAUAAAAAGAAAAUAAAACUAUGUUCUUAUCGACUGC